Messenger RNA from Jaminaea rosea, 2406 nucleotides. Its product is annotated as DNA repair exonuclease. Gene Ontology annotation, cellular component: Mre11 complex; nucleus. The record is from RefSeq and is a predicted model, not a curated record. NCBI's taxonomy places the organism in Eukaryota, Fungi, Basidiomycota, Exobasidiomycetes, Microstromatales. Gene Ontology annotation, biological process: mitotic intra-S DNA damage checkpoint signaling; meiotic DNA double-strand break formation; double-strand break repair via homologous recombination. Gene Ontology annotation, molecular function: manganese ion binding; 3'-5'-DNA exonuclease activity; DNA endonuclease activity. The transcript has 9 exons. Bases 1 to 2406 code for a protein of 801 amino acids.
AUGAGCUUGCCAGGACGUUGCGGUGGUGAGGAAGAGCAAGUGGAAGGGACGCAAGAAGGUCCGUCAGAGUUCACGCCGAGGGUCGAGGCGAACCAUCUCAAGAUACUACUCGCGACGGACAACCACAUCGGCUACAUGGAGCGUGACCCUGUUCGUGGCCAAGACUCAAUCAAUGCCUUUCGCGAGAUUCUCAAGAUUGCCGUCGAGAGGGACGUGGACAUGAUCCUCCUCGGCGGCGACCUCUUCCACGAAAACAAGCCUAGCCGCUCGACCUUGCACCAGGUCAUGGCGUCUCUCCGCCAGUACUGUCUCAGUGAUAGGCCCGUCACAAUUGAGCUGCUCAGCGACCCGAACGACGGCCGAGCAGAGGGCUACAACUUCCCUGCCAUCAACUACGAAGACCCGAACCUCAACGUUGGCAUUCCUGUCUUCUCUAUUCACGGUAAUCAUGACGACCCUCAAGGAGUGGGCGCAGAGGGAGCCCUCUCAGCGCUCGACGUCCUCUCCGUCUCUGGGCUAGUCAACUACUUUGGCAAAGUCGAGCUUCCCACGGACGAUGAUAUCGCCUCCAAGCCCAGCAAAUCUGCUCCAGACGCAGGCGGACUCUCUGACGUGGGGAUCCGCAUUCGACCUGUCCUCCUGCAGAAGGGAGAUACUAAGCUGGCCCUCUACGGCAUGGGCAACAUCAAGGAUGAGAGGAUGCAUUACGAAUUGAGGUCAAACCGUGUUAGGAUGUAUAGGCCGAGGGAGAGCCCGGAUGAGUGGUUCAACAUUCUGUGCAUUCAUCAGAACAGAGCGGCGCAUAACCCCAAGGCUUGUGUGCCCGAGACGAUGUUCGAUGACUCCGUUCACCUGGUGAUUUGGGGCCAUGAGCACGAGCAGCGCAUCCGGCCUCAAGCAGUAGGCGGCAAGCAGUACCAUAUCACUCAGCCGGGCAGCAGUGUCGCCACCAGCUUGAGCCCAGGAGAGGCCGAAGAAAAGAUGAUCGCGAUUAUCCACGUCGAGAACACAGACUACUACCUCGAAGAAAUCCCACUGCAAUCAGUCCGACCCUUCAUCAUGGACGACAUGGUGCUUAAAGACGAAGCGGAGGACGCCAACGUCGACCUCAAGGACAAGGGCGCCGUCCAAAAGCUACUCCGCGAUCGUGUCUCCGAACUGAUUGCUCGCGCCGAGGAGGAGUGGGAGACCAAAUUCGAAGGUGUGCCCCCCGAAGAACGACCCCAUGGCGAUCGCGGUAGGGGCGGACGCAUGAUGCUCCCCCUUGUCAGGCUUCGAGUGGAGUACGAUGCGGACAUCGAGUUGGGCAAUGUCAUCCGCUUUGGCCAAGAGUUCGUAGACCGGGUCGCCAAUCCUCGUGACGUGCUGCACUUCUCCAAGAAGAAGCUUCCCCGCACGCAAAAGGAUCGACAGGCGGCCCAAGCGAGAAAAGACGGACGGUACGCCUACGUGGGAUUGGACGAUAUUCUCCCUCCUGAAGGCGAUGACGAUGACGAUGGGUCCGGUGACCCGCACAAGGUCUCCAAAGUCAAGAUUGGCAAUCUAGUCAAGACAGCGCUGCAGGGGCAGAACUUGGAAUUGCUCAACCCGGAUGGACUGGAGAAGGCCAUCACCAGCUAUGUGGACAAGAACGACCGUGAUGCCAUUCAGCACUUCGUCAAGGGGAUGGUGCGCACGUUUCAGGGGCAGUUGAACAGCUUGGCCCCGGAUGAGGGGAUGCUGGAUCAGGAGCUGGAUAGGAUCAGGGAUGAGGCGUAUCGCAAUCGGCGGGGUGGGGAUAGUGAUGCAGAGGAAGAUGAUGAGGAGCAGGGUGGCCGAGGUAACGCUGCCAAGAAGGGCAAAGGUGGGGCUGCCAGCAAUGGCAAGAAGGGGGCAAGCGCAGCCGCUUCUUCCUCGCGUCGCCGGGCAGAGCAGGAUAGUGACGACUCGAUGCUAGACGAUGGCGAUGACCACGGAGGCGGGUUCAGUGACAUGGACGACGACGAGGCUGCGGGCGGCAGCAGGUCUCGCACCCCGAGCACGUCAGCAGCAGCGAGCAGCUCACGUCCUUCGAGGGCGAAUGCAACCUUCCUUGGGCAGGACGAUUCGGAUGUGGACAUGGCUAGCGAGGACAAUGGUGGGGAUAGCGAGUUCGAAGACUCCGCACCUCCACGCCGCGGUGCUGCCAGCUCGACGAGGAAGACUCCCGCGACCUCCAACGGCGCAACUCCAGCUCGCGCUACCAAGAAGGGCUCGACGACGGCGGCCAGCAGGAACAAGGCUAGUGGAAGCGCGGCAGCCAGCAAGGGAAGGGCGGCCGGACGUGCAGCUAGUCGUGAUGAGUCGCCUGGGUUUGAGGUGGAUGAGGAGUUGAGUCAACCUGCGGUGAGGGGAGGGGGAGCAGGCGUCGCUGAUGCAGAGAUCUAG